CGGGAAAUUAGGAAAGAGAAAAAGAAAAUAGGAAAGUGGGAUAUACGAGACACACUAUUACACGUGGCAACAGUUGAUAUAAGGCUAGUGAUGAAAAUCCGUAGAGCGUAAACACCACGCGUCACACCAUCAACAUUCAACAAUCAACUAAAAAACCCUACCUCACCUUGUCAAGUUAAACUGCCUCCGUUUGCUCCGCUUAUCUUCCCUUCUUUUGCCGCCACUGCCGCCCCUUUUUUGCCGGGAUCUGACGUCAUGAUGGCCGGAAACCACCACCAGAGCUCCGUUAUCCUUCCGUGCUCUCUACGUCAAGCAACUCCUGCCACGAUUAUCACCACUAUUUCAACUAUUAUAGCCAACACCAUUCAUUGAAAGCCUCCAUUUUGUCACUUCAUUUGUCUCUCUGUUAUCUUUCGACGUUUAAGGCUUAGCCUCGCGUCAAUAGCUCUUUUGCAUAUCGGGUUAAGUUUUCGGAUCUUCGUGUUUGGGUUGGUGUAUACAGUAUUCGCUUGUAUUUUCGGUGAAAAUGGCUGCUCUGAAGAGUUACGGUAUCGGCUUGAGGGAAUCUGCUAUCCAGUUUCCGCAUCCCAGUCGUUGGGAUGAUUACAAGAGGAAGAAUGCCAGAUUUUUGUCCCCAAAAGCAGCUGUCAUACCAAAUUUCCAUCUCCCAAUGCGCAGUUUUGAAGUUAAGAACAGGACAUCAGCUGAAGAAAUAAAGUCUCUUAGAUUGAUAACAGCUAUCAAAACACCGUAUCUUCCUGAUGGAAGAUUCGAUCUUGAAGCCUAUGAUGCUCUAGUGCACGUGCAGAUUGAAAAUGGUGUUGAAGGUGUAAUUGUUGGCGGCACAACUGGUGAGGGCCAAUUAAUGAGCUGGGAUGAACACAUAAUGCUUAUUGGUCACACAGUGAAUUGUUUUGGUGGAUCAGUUAAAGUAAUUGGAAACACUGGAAGCAAUUCCACAAGGGAAGCAAUUCACGCAACUGAGCAAGGCUUUGCUGUUGGAAUGCAUGCUGCUCUUCAUAUCAAUCCUUACUAUGGCAAAACCUCUAUGGAGGGAAUGGUUUCUCAUUUUGAUAGUGUGCUUCCUAUGGGCCCAACUAUCAUAUACAAUGUUCCUGGAAGAACUGGCCAAGAUAUUCCCCCACGAGUGAUUCACACAGUCGCACAGAGUCCCAACUUGGCUGGUGUUAAAGAAUGUGUUGGAAAUGAUCGUAUUGAACAGUACACUGGAAAUGGGAUUGUGGUGUGGAGUGGAAAUGAUGAUCAGUGCCAUAACGCGAGGUGGGAUCAUGGUGCCACUGGAGUUAUAUCCGUCACUAGCAACUUAGUUCCAGGUUUGAUGCGGGAGCUUAUGUUUGCAGGGAAGAACACUUCCCUGAAUUCAAAAGUUCUGCCCUUGAUUGAGUGGCUAUUUGAUGAGCCAAACCCCAUUGGCUUGAACACAGCUCUUGCUCAACUGGGUGUUGUGAGGCCAGUUUUCAGGUUACCCUAUGUACCUCUGCCUCUUGCUAAAAGGGUAGAGUUUGUGAAUCUAGUGAAGGAGAUUGGACGGGAGAAUUUUGUCGGAGAGAAGGACGUUCAGAUUCUCGAUGACAACGACUUUAUCUUGGUUGGUCGAUACUAACCAGUUUUCCUUGUGGGCGAAUACGAGUUAGGUUCGGUUCUUCAGUGUGGAUUUUAGGUUUCUAUGUAAUCCCCCAGCCUCUUUUUGAUUUAAAAUUAUGAUUAAACUGUUUAAUUUAAUAUGGCAGGUAGAAUUGUAAUGGUUUAUACAAUUAAAUUUAGCUAUGAUACGAUGCCGGUUUGUUGUUGUCGGAUGAAAUAAACGAUCCCUGCUGAUCAUUUUUUCC
Molecule: messenger RNA, 1850 nt
Organism: Carica papaya (papaya)
Lineage: Eukaryota; Viridiplantae; Streptophyta; Magnoliopsida; Brassicales; Caricaceae
Gene: DHDPS2
Product: dihydrodipicolinate synthase
Molecular function (GO): 4-hydroxy-tetrahydrodipicolinate synthase activity
Source: RefSeq, a predicted model, not a curated record